Microplitis mediator is the source of this 1587-nucleotide messenger RNA. RefSeq lists its product as uncharacterized. The transcript is spliced from 5 exons. The coding region runs from base 890 to 1330 and encodes 146 amino acids. NCBI's taxonomy places the organism in Eukaryota, Metazoa, Arthropoda, Insecta, Hymenoptera, Braconidae. The record is from RefSeq and is a predicted model, not a curated record.
AGAAAUACAGUGAUGUCAUUGACGUUCAAUACAAACAGAAUAAGAAUUAACAAUUUUAUUUAAGUAUUUCGAUGAAAAAAAAAGUUGAAACAAACAAAAUCAGCUGGUGACCUUCAUCAAUACCCUUAUAAUUAAUUGGUAUUUAUUUAAGAAACUUACUGGGGAUCACUAACUUUCAUCGCGUGUGGAUCUGAAUGCUGCCCGAAAUUUUAAACGGUUAAUUGAAUUGAAAAUAACUCAUUCAACAACAGAGAACAAUAUAAACGCGCAUAAAUACUAAAUGAAUUCAAUCAACGAUGUACAGACAAACGAUGGAAAGUAAAUAUAGUGACGUUAUAACAAUUAUAACAUUUACAUAAAUUUUUAAAGGGCAUGACGCGUGCGAUACAAAAUAAGUAGGAAAGGAGGAAGGGAAUAAACAAGUACAAUUCAAGGGGUGUAAAUGUUCAUGAAUUUGAGUUGUUCUUCCUCGCUCUGAGGGGUUCAGAUGGAAAAACGCGAAGGAAGAAAGUAAGAUGGGAAGCUGGUUCAUAGUUAAAAUAGAGAAAGAUGAAGAAAUUGUGGCCGCGAUAUUGUCGCGCGCACAAGAACCGAAGGAGGGAUGUGUACACUGGAUACCACCGAUAUAUUAUAUGGGGUAUAAAUACAUGAAUCGCGCAAGCUCCAAUCAUCAUUUGUUCUCUGAAUUUUCCAAAGUCAAAACUCUUAUCUAAGCGUUACUUUAAAAUCGCGAUAGAGCUUUGCUUUAUAGUUUUUUUAACUGCAUUUAUUUGACGUAGUGCAUUUUUGAUAGAUCACGUGUUAAAAAAAAUCUAUAUACAUUAUUUUCCAAUUGAUACAACAAUUGGAAUUAUUUAAACCCCAACUGGAGCAAAUUUAACGUAUAACAAUGAAUCUUCAAUGGGCAUUAAUAACAUUGACUAUCUUGGCUUGGUGGUCGCAUGCGAAUGCUGGAAGAUUAGCAAGACCUGAUUGCGAGAGAUUUGUAUUUCACCCCCAUUGUAGAGGAACGCAAGCCAAAAAACGGGUUAUUACAGAUCCUACAGCUAUUAACAGUAAUAUUAAAGAUAGUAAUGCGGAAAGAUUAUGUAUAUGCAAGUACUUGACCAAAAGCGGAAAAAGAGAUUUACUGGCUAUUACAAAAUUACUAGAAACAAUGCUCGCUAAUGGUGUUGACGUCAAUAUGCUUUACGACGCGUAUUCAAAUAUGGGACUGUUAUCAAACAAAGAUGGUAAUGAUAAUUUGAGAUCAACGCAUCGUACAAACCAACUGAGCAGAAAUAGUGAUAAUGUUGAUUAUAAUAAACCGGAUAUUGACUUGGAUUACUAACACAAGACGACACUAAAAUAACAAUAAUAAUAACGAUUAAGAUGUCAAGUAUUUUACGCGAUUGUAUAACUUACUUAAAUGAAUUUAUUGUUUGUAAUGUUAAAAUAACAAUUGAUACAAAGCAAACAACCUUUUGAAAAAAAUCAGUCAAUAUAUUUAUGAUAAAAAUAAUUUUAAUGUGAAUUAAUAAUUUUAAAUUUUAAAUCCUUCCAUUGUAUAUAUGUAAAACAUCUCAAAUAUUAUUUAUAUAAUAUAUA